GUGGCAUGAUGUCCACGCAGUGCGAGCCGGAUGAGCGAGGAGAACGAUGAGGAAUGUCUGGACAAUUCUGGCUUGUCCUCGCUGUCAGGGAGCUCUUGCGUCCAAUGGAAUGGUGUUAGCAGGCUCAGCAUGGAGCACCAGAGUACGGUUUCUAGGGACGUCAACUAAACUGCCAAAAAAAUUAAAAUAUGCUGGUGCGGUUCCGACCAUAAAAUUGAUUGAAGAAAGUGGUGAGGCCGAGAGGAUUAUUAGAAAAGGUGUCGUUUGGAGGUUGCCAAAGAUCUACCUAAAACUCAGCAAAUACCGGCUCACAGGAUUGGUUGUAUUGACUGCUAUGGCUGGCUAUGGGAUAUCUCCAGGCGUGGUGUCGAUGGACACGCUGCUGUGGCUCUCCCUGGGAACAGGCCUGUGUGCUGGAUCUGCCAAUGCCAUCAAUCAGAUCCUUGAGAUCCCCUACGACUCGAUGAUGGGUCGCACAAAGAACCGUGUGUUGGUGAGAGAACAAAUUAGCAUUCCGCAUGCGCUAAUGUUUGCCGCCGUGAGCGGACUCGGCGGCGUCACCAUCCUCGCAUCUAUGGUCAAUCCGCUUACUGCGGCUCUCGGCGGGUUCAACCUCCUUCUCUACACGGCUGUUUACACUCCUCUCAAACGAUACACCAUAGCCAACACAUGGAUCGGAUCGAUCGUAGGAGCCAUACCGCCCAUGAUGGGAUGGACCGGCUCGAUGGGGAGUCUAGGUGCGGGGGCGUGGCUUCUAGGCGGUUUGCUAUUUUCGUGGCAGUUAGUCCAUUUUCAUUCGUUGAGUUGGAGUCUAAAGGGAGACUACGGCCGAGGGGGAUACCAAAUGGCGGCCUCGCUGAACCCAACUCUAUGUAGGAAAUCGAUGCUGAGACAUAGUCUCGCGCUCAUCCCUCUCUGUACAGUCGCUCCCAUGCUGGACGUCACAACAUGGUGGUUCGCUCUCGAUUCGUUGCCGCUCAAUUGUUGGUUUGCCUGGAAGUCGUGGCAGUUCUAUAACAAUUCCGACAACAAGUCGGCUCGUAGAGUCUUCCAGCUGAGCCUCUUCUAUCUUCCGGCACUUCUGUGUCUUAUGAUAAUCAACAAGAAGAAUCUGCAUACUGCAUACGACGAAGACGCAAACAAGGACAACCAGGAGGAGCAUCAGACAGGCAUGAUACAGAUGAAUAGCGGCGGCAUUUCUAGUGGUGUUGUACAAGUUAUGGUGACAGACGAUCAUAACACGACAAAUUGUUAACCAUUUUAUAAUAAUAGAAAAUAUCUCUGUACACUACGGUAUUUGUAAUAUACAAAUGUCUCUAACGUUAGUCGCCGUCUAGUCGAGGAAGAAGAUAUUG
This is a messenger RNA of Corticium candelabrum, 1355 nucleotides long. RefSeq names its product protoheme IX farnesyltransferase, mitochondrial-like. Gene Ontology annotation, cellular component: mitochondrion; membrane. Gene Ontology annotation, molecular function: protoheme IX farnesyltransferase activity. The record is from RefSeq and is a predicted model, not a curated record. The coding region runs from base 47 to 1255 and encodes 402 amino acids. The transcript is spliced from 6 exons. Gene Ontology annotation, biological process: heme A biosynthetic process. NCBI's taxonomy places the organism in Eukaryota, Metazoa, Porifera, Homoscleromorpha, Homosclerophorida, Plakinidae.